Zea mays is the source of this 305-nucleotide messenger RNA. RefSeq names its product protein disulfide isomerase-like 2-1. Lineage: Eukaryota; Viridiplantae; Streptophyta; Magnoliopsida; Poales; Poaceae. Bases 4 to 270 code for a protein of 88 amino acids. The transcript has 3 exons. Gene Ontology annotation, cellular component: endoplasmic reticulum. Gene Ontology annotation, biological process: protein folding. Gene Ontology annotation, molecular function: protein disulfide isomerase activity. The record is from RefSeq and is a predicted model, not a curated record.
CUAAUGCACAUUGUUUCAGGUACCAAUGUCAAGAUAGCUGCCAUUCCUUCAAGCGUCGUGGUUCUGACUUCAGAGACCUUUGACUCAAUUGUCCUUGAUGAAACCAAAGAUGUCCUUGUUGAAUUUUAUGCCCCAUGGUGUGGUCACUGCAAGCAUCUUGCUCCGAUUUAUGAGAAGCUGGCUUCAGUUUUCAAGCAGGACGACGGUGUUGUGAUUGCCAAUCUUGAUGCUGACAAGCACACUGACUUGGCUGAAAAGUAUGCAUUCUGACUUGUCUAUUUCAGUGGUUGUUAUGCACAUUAGCU